AGUCCCCCAGCCGCGAUCGGCGGGCGGGCGCGGGGCCAUGUGGAGCCUGGCGGCCGGGGCGCGCCGGGCCCUGCACGUCUCUGCCGCCCUGUGCGGCUCCAGGAACCUGCUCAAGAAAUUGGUCUUCAAAACCAAGAAGAAGUUUUGGUAUGACAGCCCUGGGCUGGGGUCUCAUCAGGUGUAUAAGCCAUCGGGCUUGGCCCCUGUACUAAAAGCUUCUCAGCAAAGAACUAGGAAAGAAGACAGUAUACGCACAAGGGUACUGAAUAUAGUCUUGUACAAAGCUAUCACAGACAUGAUGAGCACCUGUGAAGUCAGUCAGGAACUCUAUGAUCUCAAGCUGGAAAUUUCCAAGGUAUCCCUGUUAUCAGACUUUUCAGUAUGUCGUGUGUACUGGAAUCCUACUACAGUAGGUGACAGCAAGCAUGUGGAAAGUAUUCUACAGAAAAGUGCUCUACGUAUAAGGUAUCUUUUGCUAGCCCGUCAGGUUCUGGGAAAUGUGCCUCCAAUAGUAUUUGUUAAAGACAAAGCAGCUGUAGCCAUGAGAGAGAUUGAUGAGUUACUGGCAGUUGCUGAUUUUGGAUCUGAAAAAGAAAAUUUGUCUCAAAAUGACUUCAGUGAAUCAGAGACUUCAGUGACUACAUCGUCCUCUGAUACGUCAGCUUCAUCUCUCCAGUCAAAUCUUUUUGGUGUUGAUCAUGAAGUCCUGAAUAAACAAAUAAUGGAAUACAAAAAAAUGAAAAAAGUGAAACAUGUAGAAGGCAUUGGAUGGGCAGAACAGCAGCAGAAGCAGUUGGCUGUAGUGCAAAAACAGAUGAGAAUGAAAAAGAAGAAAACAAAGGGUUCUUUUCAGAAUGAUCUUACACCUCAGGAAUACUUAUUGAACAAGCACAAGACAGACUAUUUGGAUGAUGAAACUGUAUCCUUCUCAGAGAAUGAAUCGGAAGAUGAAUUAGGGAUGGAGGUAAAUGAAUUUAAGGCAGAUGAUGACAUAAACCAAAACCCAUCCACUACAAAACUGACAAAACUGAAGUGAAAUUAUAAGCCGUACAUUUCUCAAUAAAAAUAGCAGAUAAAAAAGUCGGCUAGAAUAUAUGCUGAAGCAUUAGCUGUGUAACUCCACUUGAUUUUCCUCUUCCACCCUCAAAAGGUAUGGUAUGAUAGGGAAGAACUAAUGAAUACAAAGUGUCACAGUAAAAGAGGUUUUAAAAUGCCGUUUUUAAUAAAUAUAACAUAAGUUGAACUUUUUUGAACUAACUAAGAACGUUAUGGUUGUGCUGAGGGUUGCAAGUAAAGUUCCUUAUCCUGCUAUCGGAGAAUAGACAAAGCAACUUUAUUGUGAGCUAAAACAUAUUGAUUGCCUCCUAGGAAGUUAAUUUCCUUUGCCUUAAUAUAAGUGCAAUGAUCUGUCAAAGAGAAGGAUUUCAAAGGACGUGAUUAUGUUACUUUAGAACCCUAGCAAGCUAUUAAUCUGCAAAUUUGGAAUCUGCUUCUUGAAGACUUAUGUACAUCUUGGUGUUGUGCUCUUACAUUACUAAGACUUCUUUAAACUGUACACAUAUAUAUUCACCUUUUGAACUAUUUCAUUUGAACUGUAAACAUUAACAAAUUCAUGAAGUAAGACAUGGUUUCCAUGAAGCUUGGAAAGAUGUAGGCUUUUUAAGCUUGUCUUUGGAGGAGAGUAUAAGUAAACGAGGCACAGAAUGAAUGGAUGCAGUUUUUUUUUAUCUUUCCUCCUGUUCUACAUUUAUUUAGUACAUAUGUAGCUCUUGUUUUUUAUUAUGAGCAGAGUUGGACACUAAACAGAUUGCAGUUUGCAGAAUUCCUGAAAGCAGCUGAUAUUUUAAUCUUCAAUUAGCGAGUAGUUUCUCUAGUAACCCUUCCUCCCUAUGGCCUUAGGAAAAACAAAACAAAAAAGAAAGGGGGUGCGGGGGGAAGUGUGCCUUUAUGCAAUGGCUAACAUGGGUUCCUUGGUCCAGAUAAACUUGAAGUCUUCCAAGGAUUUACCUUAACCACCUAAUAUAUUAAAACCUAGAGCUUUUCUUGACUAUUAAGCUUUUAAGACACAAGAUGCACUUGUUUCUAGUGCAGCCAUGGCCUCUAUGUCUAAUUCUUCUCCAAACACAUUAAAAUCAUUUAAGAUAUGUGAUGGCUUAACUGUCAUUCAGCCUCUUCAUUAGGGGAAAAAUUGUGUUUUAACUUUACUAUUCCAACUGUCUUUGUAUUUGUAUGCUGCCCUCCCCCAAACAGGACUUUGAGGAAAAAUCCUAGCAAACACUAGUUUCAGUCACUACGAGCCUUGCAGAGGCCAAAAGACUAGAGUCUAUCCAGUGGUUUUGUAUCGUUCUCCCUCUCUAUCCAUUUUGCACCACAAGGGGAAACAAGUCCUGAAUGGUAAAUAAGGGUUUGCUUAUUUAUUGUCAGCUUACUGACAGCAAAUGAUUCUCCUCAAUUAACUUGAUACCCAGUUGGAUACAUUUGCAGAACCAGCCAUCUCCUUUCCCUCUCUAAUAUAGAUUGUAUAAGUUUACUUAUUUUACCUUUUCUUCCUACAACACAGUUUUGAUGCAUUAGCAAUCAGAUAUGAACAAGUAAGGAAGGUCCAGUUACAUAUUAGACAUAACUUGGGAUGUGUCUACUAUCUGUUCAUAUAUUCUGUGGUAGGUAAGUUUAAACUCUUUCCUAACCAUAGCCACCAGUAAAUUACUCUUCUUGUGUUCUUUUAUGUGGGUUAAGUUGAUCUUGACUUGCCUUUUUCAUUUUUUAAGCAACUAAAGAGAAACAUCUAAAUAGGACAAAGCCUCGUGUUCAUAUGAGACUUUGAAAGAGUAGGCUAAAGAAUAUGUAGGUAAAUUGAAUGUAUUUGAAUUUGCAGGACCUAAUAAAAUUCAUCCUGCUGUGCUUAAAGAACAAUUUGAAGCAAUCUCUGAAAUGUUAGCUAUUAUAAUUUUCUUAACACAAGGAACAUCAGAACUCAGGGAGGAUAGGUAUGGUCCCAAGAGGAUGGGAGACAGACAAACAUAAUACUUAUCUUUAAAAAUAGAACCUUUCUAAGUACAAACCAUUCAGCCUAGCUUUAAUCCUCAGAUAGAUUUUUUUUUUAUUUGUGAAUGUUAAAAAUCAUAGUUAUUUGCCUGACUUUGUAGAAUUGGAAGAGAAUAUAGGACCCCAUGCAUGGUAGAUGGGUACACACAUAGAUUUCAUUCACAUACACAAGCUUCUAGACCAGGGAUUCCCAACAUUUAUGUGCCCAAGGGCACAUUUAAAUUUUGAAAGAAAAAGCAGUGGGUGCCAUUAUGAAUAUUAAAGUAUUUAGAUCAAUAGAUAUUAAAGUAUUUAGAUCAAUCCGAUCAAUCCUACACGGACACCUGAAUAAACCUCAGGGGGCACGAUGGUGCCCGUGGGCACCACUUUGGGAACCGCUGUUCUAGACCAUGCAGUUAGUCAUGUGGCCUGUGUUUGCCUGGGGCAUAGGGGGUUAAGAAAUUUCAUUAUAGGAAAACGUGCAAGACCCUUCAUAUGGUAACCACACCAGUACAGAUCUGCAAGGUGGCAAGAUGUUGUUAGAGAAUGGUUUUAGCAUGUGGUGCAAUUGUUGGGGUGGGGAAGUCAAAGGCAUAAAAAGGCUUUGUUGGUUAAUGGUAUGGGUAAGAGGGGUUCCGUCUGUGCUCAGCCUUGCUUUUGGCCAGUGGUCUUGGGUGGCUGUCUUUGUAUUGGCAGCGGCCAAUGCAAGUUGGCCAAUGAUGAAAAUCGAAGAUUUUCCUUUUUAAAGGAGAAAAAAGCAGGAAACCAUGGGUUUCCCUUUGCAGGCUGGCAGAGUUCCAGUCUGCAAGGGGUUGCUUGGGCCUGGGGGGAGUGGGAUGCAGGGGGCCCCAUAUACACGUGCACUUCCAUGCGGCCAAGUUCGCUGAUGACACCAAACUUUGGGGCAAAGCAUCCACACCUGAAGACAGGAGGGCGAUCCAGGCUGACCUGGACAGGCUCAGCAAAUGGGCAGACGAGAACCUGAUGGUGUUUAACACUGAAAAAUGCAAGGUUCUCCACCUUGGGAGGAAAAUCCUUCAGCAUCCUGUAGGCUCAGCAGUGCUACACUGGCUAGCACUACAGAAGAAAGUGACCUGGGGGUCAUCAUUGACCACAAGAUGAACAUGAGCCUUCAAUGUGAUGCUGCGGCUAGUAAAGCAACCAAAAUGCUGGCUUGCAUCCAUAGAUGCUUCUCAAGCAAAUCCCGGGACGUCAUUCUCCCCUUAUACUUGGCCUUGGGGAGGCCGCAGCUGGAGUACUACGUCCAGUUUUGAGCCCGACAAUUCAAAAAGGAUGUGGAGAAGCUUGAGAGAGUCCAGAGAAGAGCCAGACGCAUGAUCAGAGGUCAGGAAAACAGAACUUACGACAUCAGGCUGAGAGCUAUGGGGCUCUUUAGCCUGGAAAAGCACAGGCUCAGGGGUGAUCUGAUGGCCACCUAUAAGUUUUUCAGGGGUGACCACCAGUAUCUGGGGGAACGUUUGUUCACCAGAGCGCCCCAAGGGAGGACGAGGUCGAACGGUUAUAAACUACUGCAAGACUGUUUCAGGCUGGACAUAAGAAUUUCUUUACUGUCUGAGCCCCCAAGGUCUGGAAUAGCCUGCCAUCAGAGGUGGUUCAAGCACCUACAUUGAACAUCUUCAAGAGAAAAUUGGAUCCUUAUCUUGCUGGGAUCCUAUGACCCCAGCUGACUUCCUGCCCCUGGGGCAGGGGGCUGGACUCGAUGAUCUUCCGAGGUCCCUUUCAGCCCUAAUGUCUAUGACACCUAUGAAAUGUAUGUGGCAACCAUGAUGGAGAGCAGCUCCCUCUAGCUAAGUCUGUGGGGACAGGGGGGCCAAGGCAAUGCAGCAGGAGGGCAUGUGCUCCCCGAGACUUCUGUACCCACAGUGGGGCACAGGGCUGCAGCUGAGCCGGGCCAGCUCUGGAGGAACCGCGUUUGUGGCCCAGUGGGUAGGACCCAGCAUGGGAGGGAAUGCAGAAAUCUAAGGGGGGGGGCAUAUGCCCUCUCAGCACGUCACCUUGUCCCCCUCCCCUCGGUCGCUUGUGCCCAUAACUCCCUUCCCCACAUGGUUACUCCCUUCCUUACACAGUGGGGAUCUGGGGUCUGGGGGUGGGGGACUGUGGGUUGGGAAUGAGGGGCAACAGCAUAUCAGGGCUGCUCGGUGCCACAAAGUAGCCUGGGGGGACCGGGGAAAAACACAACAAAAACCUUGUCCUGGUGAGCGAAGGGGACAGGGGAGCUCUGAUUUUUCCGUGAUAAAAAAACCCAACAAAAUCAAAUGCCAAAAUAUAUAGGUGUUUAGAAGUUAUUUUAUAAUAAUGUUUGAGGCGCUGGUAGGCUUCAAAUAAGCUUUAAAACUGGAAAUAUAUCAAUAAAACAUUGUGUUCAAGUGA
Molecule: messenger RNA, 5415 nt
Organism: Alligator mississippiensis (American alligator)
Lineage: Eukaryota; Metazoa; Chordata; Crocodylia; Alligatoridae
Gene: RBFA
Product: ribosome binding factor A
Biological process (GO): rRNA processing
Source: RefSeq, a predicted model, not a curated record